Messenger RNA from Adineta steineri, 4191 nucleotides. The record is from the annotation of a GenBank genome assembly. Lineage: Eukaryota; Metazoa; Rotifera; Eurotatoria; Adinetida; Adinetidae.
AUGGUUGGAGAUUUCAUUCCUGCCAUUAAUGGCCUUAAUGGUGUCUUCGAUUUAUGGCUUUUGGUAGAAAAUAAAGUUCAUGGUCAUGAUUCACAUGUUGGUUUACUUAAUGUCAAUGAUAAUUAUAAUGUUAAUCCAUCAUCAGCAAUUGAUUCUAAUCUUAUGAAUUCCACGUCAUCAGUUCAACGUCCUCUCUCUAUAGAUGUCACUGAUGAUUAUACUGUAGUAUCAUAUAAAAAAAGUUCUAAACAUAGUUCAAAUCAAGUUACUGAUCAAAAUGAUCGUGUUAUUAUUAAUUCAUCUACAGCACGUAUUAAUUCUGUUAUUCCAUCUACAUCUGAUUCUGUUAAUCAGCAAAGUAUUGGGAAUAAUCAUUAUGAUGUUAGUGUUGAUAAGAAUAAAUUAAAUCAAAGGUUUUCGAUUACAAAUGAAUCAACACGUUAUGCGUUAACUCGUUUUCCAUUUUCACCUUUUAUUUUACAGUUUAAAUCAGGAAAAGUUACUGUUAAUCAAGUUAAAGAUGAAUUAGUUCGUCAUUGUAAAACAGUUCAUCAAAUUGAUAUUCAUAUUUUGAAUUGUCGUUUAAUUAGACCAAGUUCCAACAUUAAUCAAUAUAAUAUUCUUAUUUAUGUUAAAGAUGUUAUAUCAUUUGCUUUUAUUUUAAAUCAUGAACAUUGGCCAAAGUUAUUGGGUAAUGAAUCAUAUAUUUUAUCUUCGUUACCUUCAAUUCCUCCUCAACUAUGUUGUAUAAUCAAGAAUGUUGAUUUACAUAUCAAUUAUGAUGAAUUUUGUGAAGCUAUUCAUGAUAAAUUUCCUGAAGUUAAAAAUAUAGUACGUUUAAAAAAUAAAUUUCAAAAUGAUAUAAAAAUGGUUAAAUUAGAAUUAACAUGUCCAAAUGUUCGUGAUAAACUAUUAAAUGAUCGUCGAAUUCUUAUUAACCACAUUUCUUAUGUUGUGGCAGAAUUUUUAGCUCCUGCUCAUGUACUUAUCUGCUCCAAGUGUAUGGCACUUGGUCAUUUUCAAAAACAAUGUUCACAAACUAAAGAAACUUGUCGUACAUGCAGCGAAGUUGUCGAUAAUAUGAAGAAUCAUAUAUGUUCGAAGAUAGAAAAAUGUACACAUUGUCAAUCGAACCACAAAUCUAGUUCUCUUAAAUGUCCUGUUGUUGAAGCUUAUCGUGCAGAACUUACACGUAAACUAUUACAUUUAAAUAAUCCACCUGCAGCUACAGUUGAUAUUAAUAAUAUUAUGCAAAAUUAUGUAUACAAGUCGUCGAACUUUUCACCGCCUCCUGUUUCUUAUGCAUCAGCAAUUAAUUCAACAGUUAAUCCUAUGAUUAAUCCUAUGAUGAAAAAACUUGACGAAUUAAUGAACACUAUGUCUGAAAUGAAGAAUCAACUUGCUAGUUUUGAAGUUAAACAAAAUACAAUUGAACAAUUUAUAAUUGCUAAACAAGAAGGUGAUGAUCUUAUUAAACAAAACUUAGAUGCACUUGCUAAGAAUCAACUUGAUUUGAAAAAAGACGUUAUUCAUCAUGGUUUAUUUAUUGAUCGUCAUGAAAAUUUGUUUAUGAACUUAUUGUUACCUAUGUUUCAAGAUGUAUUUAUAUUUAUCUCAUCAUUAAAUAAAGAUAAGAAGGGUAAUACAUUAGAUACUGAUUUAAAAGAUAAAAUAGAAUGUUACCUUAAACAAAUGAAUAAAGUUAAAGAAGAAACUGGUCCUCUUGAUUCGUCUUUUUUUGACAAAAUUUGUCAUGACUUUCAUAUCUUUGCUCGAAAAGGUGAAAAUAAGAAUGGAGGCGUUCUUAUGUUAGUAAAGAAUUUUAUAAAAGUUUCGCGAAUUGAAUGUAAACUACCUAAUGUUUGUGUCGUAGAUGUGAAAGGUGUAGAAGUUGUACGUUUAUUAGGUGUAUAUGCACCGACGAGUAAAUCUUGGGAUUGGCAAGAUUUGUCUCCUUAUGUGACUAAGAAAUGUAUAAUUUAUGGUGAUUUUAAUGUUGAUUUUUGUCAAGAUAUUCAAAAAGCAGAAUCUCUUUUAUCUUGGGCUGAUGAACAUUUUCUUGCUCCUUUUCUCACUGGUAUGCCAACUUCUCUACGUUCUGAUAGAGAAGUUGACUAUGCUUUUGCAAGUAAUAUUAAUAUUACUAUUCAAGCUUAUAGCGGGAGGACUACAAGUGAUCAUGUGCCGAUUUUAUCGGUUAUUCCAUUUAAGAUAGAACAAAAUAAUGUAGGAAAAAAUGUUCAUUGGAAGGUUUUUUCUCUUUUUACUGAAUAUACUUUCUCUUUUUGGGAAGGAUUAUGGAACUUUGAUAAUCUUGAUAAUUUAUAUAAUGAUUACACAAAAUUUUUAUUUCUUCUUUCUGCUCGUUGUACGAUUGUUUUUCCUAUUGAAAAAUAUCGUCCAGCUAUUCCAGUUGAACUCCGUUCCUUCCUUUCAUUUAUUAGAGCGCUUUCCUUUCGACAAAUGAGAACAAAAUGUAGCGAACUAAGAAAUGAGGUUAAUUGUUUGAGAAAAAUCGCUAAGAAAGAACUUAAAAAUUUCUUUUCUUCUAAUCUUUCGUCUGUUCUUCGUUUUCGAAAUUCUUCUUCACCUGCGGGUAAUUUCUUUUGGUCUAGAACAAAGAAACAUCUUAAACCUUCUUCUUCUUCUGUUCAUGCUCUUAUUGAUUCUUCAGGUAAAGCUAAUAAAGAUCCCGUAUCGAUGUGUGAAGUAGCAGCUGAUUAUUACGAAAAAUUUUUUCGCAAAUCUGAAAUCAUUAGACCUCAUCCGUAUACUGAUUCUCCUUUUUUACAUCAUGAAAAUGUGGAUGAAUUAAUUCCGGAGGUAACUUUGGAAGAAUUGAUUUACACUGUGCAGGUUAAACGCAAAAAGAAAUCAGUUGAUGCACAUGGUAUAUGUAAUUAUAUGUUUAAUUUUCUUGAUUUAACUCAUUGGUCAUUGUUUCUUAAACUAUUCAAUCAUUCUUUUCAGAAUACAGUUCUUCCAGAUGCUUGGAAAGAGACUAGAAUGAUCUUGCUUGCUAAAAAAGAAUCUAUAUGUUCUCCUGCUUUAACACGUCCGAUUUCACUGAUUGAUUCUUUUCUUAAGAUUGGUGAGAGAUUAUUUCUCAAUAGAUUUCGUGAUGUUCUGUUACGUAGAGGUUUACUUCCAGAUAAUCAAUCUGGUUUUCGUGAUGGUUUUCGUCUUCAAACUAGAUUAUUAAUAUUUCUUGAGGAUGUGUACAGUUUAAUGUCUAAUAGUGCACCCGUUUGUACUAUCUUUAUAGAUUUUCGUUCCGCUUUUGAUCAGUUAUGGCUUAGUGGUUGUAUCGGGAAACUUUUUAGGCUCGGUAUACCUCGUUCUUAUAUAUUGUGGAUAGACGCUUGGCUUCGACGUCGAAGAUGUUAUACUGAAAUUAAGGGUCAUAAAUCUCGUUAUUUUAAUAUUGAGAAGGGUGGACCUCAAGGAAGCGUGUUAACUCCCACAUUGUUCAUUUCUUAUCAUUGUGACAUGGGUCAGUUUCUUUCUAGUUGUACAAGUCAUUUUUUUGCAGAUGACGUUACCGCUAUACUAGCAGGUCAAAUGGGUGUUCGUCUUACUGAUCAAUGUCUUGAUCUAGAAAAACGUGUUAAAUCAUUCUUAGAUCGACUUGAGUUUUACUCAUGUUUAUGUGAUCAACCGUUAAAUCGUUCAAAAACUGAUGCUCUAUUUAGUGCUCGUGCGAUAGGUUUGCCCAAAUUUACUAUUUCAUUUGAUAGUGAUGGAGGUGAUCAGAUUAAAUGGAAAAAAGAAUAUAAGUGUCUAGGAUAUAUUAUAUCCUCUAAAUUUGGUUGGGGAAAAUUAAUUAAAGAUGUAGAAUGUAAAGUCAGACAGAGGAUAUCUCUUAUAAGAUCGUUUAAACUUUUUGGUUGUUCCUCACCUAGUGUUCGUAAAGUAUUAUUUUAUUCUCAUGUUCUACCUAUAUUUACAUGGAUCUAUCCUGUUUAUCCUCUUUUGACUCGUAAACAACAGGAAAGUAUGUGUAAGUUCUAUUAUACUUCAUUACGUCGUGUUCUAUUCUGUCUUGAAUGGAAUGAUAUUUUUUUUUCAUAUGUACUUGAUGAGUUAUCUUUGGAAGAUCGUUGUUCUGCAUACUGGAAUCGGUAUCUUAUUGCACUUUCCGCUUCAACAGAUGGUAAUCUUCUUUUUGAAAAAGCGAAUUUAUAUGUCUAA